This is a messenger RNA of Quercus robur (English oak), 1227 nucleotides long. RefSeq lists its product as uncharacterized. Bases 1 to 1227 code for a protein of 408 amino acids. The record is from RefSeq and is a predicted model, not a curated record. NCBI's taxonomy places the organism in Eukaryota, Viridiplantae, Streptophyta, Magnoliopsida, Fagales, Fagaceae. Gene Ontology annotation, molecular function: RNA-DNA hybrid ribonuclease activity; nucleic acid binding. The transcript has a single exon.
AUGUUGGGAGAGGAAUUGUACUUGUACUUAGCAGUGACUCCACAUGCUAUAAGUUCAGCGUUAAUCAGAAAAAAAGGAAGGGUGCAGAAGCCAGUCUACUACAUAAGCAGAGUGCUCAGAGGAGUGAAAGGACAUUAUCCAUUGAUAGAGAAAUUGGCCUUUACACUAAUAACAGCUUCUAGGAAGUUGAGACAUUACUUCCAAGCUCAUGUUAUCAAUGUCAUGACGGCUCAUCCACUCAAGAAGGCAAUGAACAAGUUGGAAGCCGCAGGACAACUAAUCCAAUGGGCUGUCGAGCUUAGCGAAUUUGACAUUAGGUACCAACCCAGAAAUGCAAUAAAAGCUCAAGCCCUGACAGACUUCAUUGCAGAGUUCAUUCCGAGUUAUGAUGACUUAAGCGAGGUGGAGAAUAGUAAGAAGUGGAUCGUCUGUGUGGAUGGAUCAUCUACACAGCAUGCAGGAGGAAUAGGAGUUGUUUUACUAUCCCCGGAGGGAGAUAAAUUGAAGCAUAAGGUUUGUCUGCAGUAUCAAACAACCAACAAUGAAGUUGAGUAUGAAGCCCUUCUUAAAGGGUUGGAGUUGGCUAAAUCUGUGGAAGCAAAAUCGAUACUCAUACUGGGAGACUCUCAACUAGUCAUAGGCCAAGUAAAUGGGACAUGUGAAGCCAAAGAAGAACGAAUGAAGAAGUACCUUAAUAAGGUGGUAUGCCUUGUAAAGAAGUUUAAGGAAGCUGAUUUCGUUCAGAUCUCAAGAGAAGAAAACAUGGAAGCAAAUACUUUAGCAAAGGCAGCCUCAGCGAGUGAAGUAAUGGACGAGUUAGAUGAAAUUCAAUACCUGCCCAGCAUAGACUUUCUAGAAGUACAACAGAUAAAAGGUGAAGAAAAUUGGAUGACUCCAAUAUUAUCAUACUUGAAGGACGGAAAGCUUCCAGAAAGAAAAGACGAAGCCAGGAAGCUUAGAGUCAGAUCAGCCAAAUACGUCCUCAUGGAUGAGGUACUAUACAAAAGGGGUUUUUCGCAACCUUAUCUGAGGUGUUUAGCUCCGGACGAGGCCAAUUAUGUAUUGAGGGAGAUUCAUAAUGGAGCAUGUGGCAACCAUUCAGGAGCCAGAUCACUUGUCCACAAAGUCGUCCGUGCAGGCUACUACUGGCCAAAUAUGCAAGUUGAUGUCAAGGCAUAUGUCAAGGUCUGCAAUCAAUGCCAACGGUUUAGUAACGUCCCCAGAUAA